Molecule: messenger RNA, 3710 nt
Organism: Cherax quadricarinatus
Lineage: Eukaryota; Metazoa; Arthropoda; Malacostraca; Decapoda; Parastacidae
Gene: Ttc19
Product: tetratricopeptide repeat domain 19
Biological process (GO): mitochondrial respiratory chain complex III assembly
Cellular component (GO): mitochondrial inner membrane
Molecular function (GO): protein binding
Source: RefSeq, a predicted model, not a curated record
AUGAUUGUUGUAUCAAAUUGUAGGAAUUUUGUAAAAAUUAUGAGGCUAUCACUUUUACCUCCAGUGCAGCAUUCCAGAUAUUCCUUGUUAAGAUUUUUAUAUAAACCCCAGACUUCCAUCAAUAUGGGAGAAUUCAUUAACUACUUCAGAUAUUCCAAAGAUUAUAAAAUUGGAUGUUCAAACUUUGUAGAUGGUGUUGCUUUAGGGUUAGUUAGUAAACACUCCUGUGGCCACAGGGGAGUACAGUUGUAUGAAAAAACUGAAAGUGAAGAUAAGAGCAGGAAUCAGAGAAAGUGGAUGCACUCAGCACUAAUAGCUCUAACAUUGUUUAGUACUCAAUCAGAAGGAAAGGAAGAAAAGAAAGACUCAGAAUUAAUCACAAUGAUUAAAAGAGGAAUAUUGGCUCUGAAGAGAGGAGAGCUACAAAAGGCUGAGCAGCUUCUUCAUGUGGCCCUCAAAAGUGCUCAAGAAACUCAAAAUGAACUGGCUAUUAUAUAUAUCUAUGAUCUCCUUGCUAAUUUGGCAUACCAGCGAGAGGAAUAUUUAAAAGCUGAGAAACUGUUUAAGGAAGUCUUACAAAGAAUUUUGUCAGGUGGUAUGGCUGAGGAUGACAAUGCUGUUGUAGAAAUAAGCUUGAAGCUGGCUAGUGUUUAUGCAUCAAUGUUUGACUAUGAGAAAGCUGUCGAAGGUUUCCAGUUUUGCAUUGCAACUCAGGAAGACAAGAUUAAAAAAUAUGGCGAGAAGAACCUUGAUGAGGACACACUGUUGUUGUGGGCUAUGAGCAUGGAUUGGUAUGCUCGAUUUUUGCUUAAUAUCAAGAAGUACGAUUUGGCGAAAAAACACUUUGUUAAGGCCUAUGAAAUGAGUGAACGUAUAAAUGGCCUUGGACAUGAGCAAACAGCAGUUUUGCUAAAUGAUAUUGGUUCUGUAUGUUCUUUACAGAAAGAUUAUACAGAAGCAAUUGAAUACUUGGAAAAAGCAAUUGAUGCUGCAAGAGAAUGUAAAAGCCUGGAUAUUGGUUCCUUUUAUGUAAACCUUGGAACUGUUUAUCUUCAACAAAGUAUGAUUGCUGAAGCAGAAAGAUGUUGUAAGGAGGGUUUAAUUUUAUCAAAGAAAAUGGAAAAUAAAGAUGCCACUGAAGAGGCCAAGAUUUGCCUAGAAGAAAUUCAGAAUUUGCUGAAAAAGAAAUGAAUUUCUUUUGUUACUUCAAUUUUUCUUCAGGUACUGGGGUAAUAGAAUUUUCACUAAAAAAAUUAUACUUUAUUAUUCUGUCUUUUGUUGUUGUGUUUCUUGUAUAGACUUGUACAGUGUUAUAUUACUGCCUCACACUGAUCAUAUUUCUGUUGAAAACAGGUAUUUAUUAUAUUUUCCUCCCAUCUCUUUAACUUAGUAGAUCUUUAAUCAGCCUUGUUAAGCUCUACUGAUAUUUCUUUAUCAGAUGAGACAAGGGCCCAUAGAGAUGCAAUAAAUAAAAUCAUGAGACUCAGAAAUAACUUGUAUCACAAGAAAACAUUUAUCUUAGUUCAUUUUGGGCUCCACCUUGAAACUAAUUGUUGAAAUUCUUGACACAAUUUUCUUGCUAAGAAAGAAGAGAGGGCAAAAAAUACUAGAAAGUUCCUUACAAGCAGUAGUAGAUAAGGUAGUGAGUUCUACAUCCAUUGAUAAUUAAAAACAAAUAUUUAUGGUAGACUAAAUACUGGGGAUAGGACAAUAUGAGAUUAGCUCUGCUUCCAUAGCUACAAAUCAGUAAUUGUACACACACACACACACAUACACACAUUACUUUUACACAUUACUCAGAAGCUGUUGAACCUUUACUAAUGUCAGUCUUCAUGUAAGCCUUUCUUUAUAUUUUUUUCAUGAAGUUUAACCUCUUCCUGCAUAUUAUUUCAAUAGUGGAAAAUUUAACAUAUUAACAUGAGUACUGCCUUUAUUUAACAGCACCAAAUGUAGACAGAUAUGCAAGUAAAGCACUAUAUAUAAUAGAUAAUCUGUACAGACAAAAGGUGUUAAACAGAUUCUUCAUAUUAAGACAUUUUAAUUAUGAAUAUGUAUAUAUGAUGAAUGAUUAAGGUUUAGAAAUUUUAAACAUUCAUCAGCUAUAUGCUCCUGUUACGUGCUUCAGAAUUUUGUGUAUACAGGUAGGCCAUCACUAAUCCGGCAACCAGUAAUCUGGUUCCAUCAGUAAUCCGGUUCCAUCAGUAAUCCGGCACUAUUUUCGGCUAGCAUAACUUCAAAUUUCCGGGGUUGCCACAUGAGCCUGCUGCUAUUGUUUGGUGGUGCUACUUGCUGCAUAAUUCAUUCCAAUUUCUUUUUCUCUAUUUAUUAUUUAUAACCUGCUCACUUUUAGCCCAAGCCAUGGUUCCAUUGAAUAAAAGAAAUGCUUCUCGUUGUGUAAAGCACAUGUGCUGUACAGUGUCCAUUAAAAAUGAGGUGGCUUUGAAGCCACUGUUGGUUGCCAUUAGCUCAGCUCACUCAGAUAAGCUGUGACUGGUAAAUUUGGGCCUACAUGUGAGAGAAGAGGUCUGUGUGGCAAGUGUGCACUAUAUAAAAAAAAAUCCUGCAGCAUGCAGUGCACAAUGAGAAAAAAACUGCGACCGUGCUUUUGGUGUAAAACAGCGACUUGGCGGUGUAUUUUCGUAUGGUUUUUAUGGUUAUAUUCUCAUAUUUUUUUGGUCUCAUUUGAUAGAAUGGAAGAUAUAUUACAGAAAUAAAUAUGAUUUUGAUUGGUUUCAUGACAGAUAGUACCUUGAAAUUAAGCUCAAAGUAGUGGAAAAGUUCGAUUUUUGCCAGUGUUCAAGAAUAAAAUGAUGUCACCAUCCAAUACAUGUCCAGCUAGCCUGUCUAGUAUGUGGUUAUGAAUACGUUAACAUUAUUUAUACAAUUAGUACUACAGUAAUGCAGUAGUGAGCAUAUCAGUAAAUCUUCUAUUUUUUGUGUGAAUAAAAGUUCAAAAUGGAAAGCAAGUGAAACAUAAGAGGGGCCUGGAGAUGUGACUAAUGAACAGAGAAAGUGUUAUUUUAGUGCCAGGAAUGUCUGCAUUGUUUAUUCUGGACCCUAUUUUGAAAUUGGCAUUUCUUGAAAUUUGUGUGAAAUUGGCCAAAUUACUGAUUUCUAACUACUAUAUUGGGUAGUUGAAAUAGUUAAAUGGGUGGCUUCUUGUACUCAAUCGACAGAAUAGAAGGAAUACUAGUGAAAUAGAGUGGUAGACUGGAACAAUGGAAUGAUCCAAAAAUAGGGCGUAAAUUGGGUUAAAUCGCUGAUGCCUAAAUAUCAUGGUUGGGUUAAGUGUAUUCUAACCUAACCACUCUGUAAUGUGUCAAAAUCACUAUUCCAGUACCCUACAGGUCCCAGUAAUGCCGGAUUAGUCAUGGUCAACCUGUACCUUAUUAUUUUCCUUCUUAAAACCUGUAACAUUUAAUCAAACCUCUUUCUGACACCAAGCACUCCAUACUUCCUUACUAUGCCUUCUGUGACAGUUUCUCCAAAUUUUUCAUUGAAGCCUCCUAAAUUACAGGUGAAAUAAUUAUUUUUACUUUUUCCCAUUCAAAUUUUCUGACAUUUUAAUUGGGUUGCACUCAUUGACAGGACAUGCAGUUUCUGUGCAUUCAUAAUUGCAGUUAGUCUUUAUAUCAAUAAUAAUCCAUGCCAGUUCACUCUUUGUAUAUACUGUACUGUGUUUGUAUAUUAAAUAUGUUCCAUAUGUUAUA